AUGGUCUCUACGCACUCCGUCUAUACCAUUUACUGGUGUCAGUCUCGCAAGAAUGUGGACAACCACGUGGAAUGUCCACCACCGUCCAGACCGUCACCAUCCAACAGACAGCGAUUAGGACCACACACCAUACGCUUCCUACAGCUACAGAAGUUCCCUUUUAUGAGUUUGAGUGCUAUGCUCAUUUUCAAACUUGCCAAGAAGAAGGCCACACUAGAGGAGGUGGCAUAA
This is a messenger RNA of Penicillium samsonianum, 231 nucleotides long. RefSeq lists its product as uncharacterized. Lineage: Eukaryota; Fungi; Ascomycota; Eurotiomycetes; Eurotiales; Aspergillaceae. The record is from RefSeq and is a predicted model, not a curated record. The transcript has a single exon. The coding region runs from base 1 to 231 and encodes 76 amino acids.